UCCACGUUUGAACCGGCGACGUAGCUCACAACACACAAACGCAUAGAAAGAGAAAAAAAAACCGGUUGAAGGAAAAACCACAGAGAUUCAGAGAAGCGAUUGAAAUAUACAGAACAAAAGAGAUGACGGCCGGGAUGAUUCAGUUGCCGCCCGGUUUCCGGUUCCAUCCGACCGACGAGGAGCUCGUCAUUCACUAUCUCUGCCGGAGAUGCGCCUCGCAGCCGAUUGCCGUUCCGGUCAUUGCCGAAAUCGAUCUUUAUAAGUUCGAUCCUUGGGAUCUUCCAGAAAUGGCUUUACACGGAGAGAAAGAGUGGUAUUUCUUCUCGCCGAGGGAGAGGAAAUAUCCGAACGGUUCACGGCCGAACCGGGCGGCUGGUUCGGGUUACUGGAAGGCGACCGGAGCUGAUAAGCCGAUCGGACGUCCGAAACCGGUUGGAAUCAAGAAGGCGUUGGUGUUUUAUACCGGGAAAGCUCCGAGAGGGGAGAAAACCAAUUGGAUUAUGCACGAGUACCGGCUCGCCGAUGUGGACCGGUCGGCUCGCAACAAGAAUAGCCUUAGGUUGGACGAUUGGGUUCUGUGCCGGAUUUACAACAAGAAGGGCGUAAUCGAUAAGCGAAACCACGCUGCCGUGAAUCGGAACACGAACGGCUUUAAAGUAGAGAUGGAGGACGAGAAGCCGAACAUUUUCGCGAAUCACGGCGGCGAUGGAGGGUUUAUGCCGGCAGUCACGGCGGUGCCGGCGUCAGUGGACGAUUGCAUACAUUUCGAAACAUCGGAUUCGAUACCGCGAUUGCACGCGGAUUCCAGCUGUUCGGAGCACGUGGUAUCGCCGGAAUUCGCGACGAGCGAAGUUCAGAGCGAGCCAAAAUGGAAGGAGUUUCAAAAUGCCUUUGAUUUUCGAUAUAAUUACAUUGAUAACUCACUAGACCAGGAAUUUGCGACGCCGUUUCAGGGCGGGAAUCAGAUGUCGCCGCUCCAGGAUAUGUUCAUGUACCUGCAGAAGCCAUUUUGAAUAUCCAGCGUCUGAUUAUUCUUUGAAUCCUUAAGUGAACGAACAGUCGUUGAUGGUCGUUCAAUCGGACGGUCGCACGAGAUUGACAGUCUGUGAGUGCGCCGCCGCGUAUAUAGGAAAAAAAGAAAUACAGACUGGAAGCAGGAGUUGGUCAUUGUGGUAGGGCCCGAUUGUGGGGUCCACUUAGGUAUUUAGAUCAGACGGGCGCCGUUUAAUCAGACGUUGCUUGUGAAAAUAGGCUGUAAUACACCGUAUAGUUUCUUUGGAACUCCAUUGGAGCCCUUGUAAGCUCCUAUAAUUUGUACCUAAUUCUAGGUUUAUUAAUAUUUUGAAAAUUCUUACCAUGCGUUUUUUUU
Molecule: messenger RNA, 1369 nt
Organism: Cucurbita moschata (crookneck pumpkin)
Lineage: Eukaryota; Viridiplantae; Streptophyta; Magnoliopsida; Cucurbitales; Cucurbitaceae
Product: NAC domain-containing protein 2-like
Exons: 3
Coding region: 123-1013 (296 amino acids)
Biological process (GO): regulation of DNA-templated transcription
Molecular function (GO): DNA binding
Source: RefSeq, a predicted model, not a curated record